Messenger RNA from Morus notabilis, 928 nucleotides. RefSeq names its product V-type proton ATPase 16 kDa proteolipid subunit. Lineage: Eukaryota; Viridiplantae; Streptophyta; Magnoliopsida; Rosales; Moraceae. Gene Ontology annotation, cellular component: proton-transporting V-type ATPase, V0 domain. The coding region runs from base 81 to 578 and encodes 165 amino acids. The record is from RefSeq and is a predicted model, not a curated record. Gene Ontology annotation, molecular function: proton-transporting ATPase activity, rotational mechanism. Gene Ontology annotation, biological process: proton transmembrane transport. The transcript has 4 exons.
AACCAGAGAAAAGACCACCCAAAAAAAAAAAAAAAAAAAAAAGAGAAUAGAUCGUGCUUAUCACCGUAUCCAACAUAGAGAUGUCUUCAACCUUCAGCGGCGACGAGACUGCUCCGUUCUUCGGCUUCCUCGGAGCCGCCGCGGCUCUCGUAUUCUCCUGCAUGGGUGCCGCUUACGGGACGGCGAAGAGUGGGGUGGGCGUGGCGUCCAUGGGAGUGAUGCGGCCGGAGCUCGUGAUGAAGUCGAUAGUGCCAGUUGUUAUGGCUGGAGUGUUGGGAAUCUACGGCCUCAUCAUCGCUGUCAUCAUCAGUACCGGAAUUAAUCCCAAGGCUAAGUCUUACUAUCUAUUUGAUGGCUAUGCGCACUUGUCGUCUGGCCUCGCUUGUGGCCUCGCCGGCCUCUCUGCCGGCAUGGCGAUUGGGAUCGUCGGCGAUGCUGGAGUUCGGGCUAAUGCACAGCAGCCAAAGCUGUUCGUGGGCAUGAUUCUUAUCCUCAUCUUUGCUGAAGCACUUGCCUUGUACGGUCUCAUUGUUGGAAUCAUCCUCUCAUCCCGAGCAGGCCAAUCCCGCGCAGAUUAGAGACGGACGUUGUAUUCUCAAUAAAGAUUUAUUAGUCGUUGAGAUGUUAGAUGACGUUUAUUCAUGUCUCUAUGAGGAAUAUCGGCGUAUCUAUUGGACAACUUAGCUUCUGGCUUAAGCUAUCAUUUUUAGAGUUGUAAAACGUGGGACAGAUAGCAAGGCUCGAGUUAAUCUUCUUUUUUCCCUAAUAGUUUUUUGAUAGUUUCACAUGCUGCGUCGUCUAUGUUGCGAAAUGCACCCAACUUGUAAGUCGGAUGAAUAACGAUUUUGAACAAGCUUUUUAUGCUGAUGAAUCCGAACUAAAAUUCGGGUAUGUAAUGGAUAUGGUACUUGGAUUUUGAUUACUUUCA